Molecule: messenger RNA, 3492 nt
Organism: Lemur catta (Ring-tailed lemur)
Lineage: Eukaryota; Metazoa; Chordata; Mammalia; Primates; Lemuridae
Gene: PI4K2B
Product: phosphatidylinositol 4-kinase type 2 beta
Exons: 10
Coding region: 130-1581 (483 amino acids)
Biological process (GO): endosome organization; Golgi organization; phosphatidylinositol phosphate biosynthetic process
Cellular component (GO): trans-Golgi network; endosome; plasma membrane
Molecular function (GO): 1-phosphatidylinositol 4-kinase activity
Source: RefSeq, a predicted model, not a curated record
GCCGGCCAGUGAGCUGGCGAGGUGGCGUCUGCCCGAGCUGGCCGCUCCCGUUCCCCGCCAUGCAGAGGCCAGACUCCAGCGCUCGGCCUCUCUGAUCUGGUCUCAGCGCGGGAGGCGCCAAGGGAGCCCAUGGCGGAGCCCUCCGAGCCUGACCGGCCUGACGGCGGGAGCCAGGGGGAAGAAGAGGAUGAAGAGCGGGAACCGCUGCUGCCGCGGAUCGCCUGGGCCGACCGGCGGAAAGGCGCCCCGGGCAGCGCCGUGAGGCUGCUGGAGGCUGCCGGGGAGGCCGGCGCGGCCUCCCCUCCCGUGGCCGUCGACGAGGAACUGUUGCUUCCGCCCAGCGACGUGGGGGUCUCCCAGAGCUCGGCCACCAACUGGGACUGGAUCCGCCCCUUGGGUUCAGUAACUGCUAGUACUUCAGAGAUGAAUGCAGUCUUGGAUGAUCCAGAAUUUGCUGAUAUUAUGUUGAGAGCAGAGCAAGCAAUAGAAGUUGGAAUUUUUCCAGAAAGAAUCUUUCAAGGUUCAAGUGGAAGUUACUUUGUGAAGGAUCCUAAAAGGAAGAUUAUUGGUGUGUUUAAACCCAAAUCAGAAGAGCCUUAUGGUCAACUGAAUCCAAAAUGGACCAAAUAUGUUCAUAAGGUCUGCUGCCCUUGCUGCUUUGGCAGAGGCUGCCUGGUUCCUAAUCAGGGUUACCUUUCUGAAGCUGGUGCCUGCCUUGUGGAUGAAAAGCUUCAUCUGGGCGUUGUACCUAAAACAAAGGUGGUUUGGCUUGUCAGUGAGACCUUUAACUACAGUGCCAUUGACCGUGCAAAAUCAAGAGGCAAAAAGUAUGCUUUAGCAAAAGUGCCAAAAGUAGGUAGAAAGUUUCAUCGGAUAGGACUCCCUCCUAAGAUUGGUUCCUUUCAGUUAUUUGUUGAAGGUUACAAGGAGGCUGAAUAUUGGCUUAGGAAAUUUGAAGCUGACCCUUUGCCUGAGAAUAUUAGAAAACAAUUUCAGUCACAAUUUGAAAGAUUAGUUAUUUUGGAUUACAUCAUCAGAAAUACAGACAGAGGCAAUGAUAAUUGGUUAAUCAGUUAUGAAAAGCAGAAAUGUGGAAAAGAGAUUGACUGUAAGGAAUCAAAAUGUAUCGAUGAUAAGGAAUUGCGUAUUAAAAUAGCUGCAAUUGAUAAUGGUUUAGCAUUUCCUUUCAAACACCCUGAUGAAUGGAGAGCAUAUCCAUUUCACUGGGCUUGGCUUCCUCAAGCGAAAGUUCCUUUUUCUGAAGAAAUAAGAAACUUGAUUCUACCAUAUAUUUCUGACAUGAACUUUGUGCAAGAUUUAUGUGAAGAUCUUUAUGAACUUUUUAAGACUGACAAAGGAUUUGACAAAGCCACUUUUGAAAGUCAGAUGUCUGUGAUGAGGGGCCAGAUCUUAAACCUUACUCAGGCAUUGAAAGAUGGGAAGAGUCCUUUUCAGCUAGUACAAAUGCCUUGUGUAAUUGUGGAACGGAGUCAAGGUGGAAGUCAGGGUCGGAUUGUCCACCUAAGCAAUUGCUUUACCCAGACUGUCCAUUGCAGGAAGCCAUUUUUUUCUGCCUGGUAACAGAUGUAAAAAUAAGAUAAACAAACUGUUUAGAGUUAUUUUGUUAAACGUUACGGUAAUGUAAAUCUGCUGUUAAGAGCGCCAGUUGCCAAAACCUUGAGUAAUACAAAUACAAGUCUUUAAAGGUUAUAUUUUGAAUGUAACCAAAAGUUUACAAGUUUUUGUCCCAAUAUUAAAUUUCUAUUUCAGGGAAGAAGUGAUAAUCUCCUGUAUUGUAUUUUGUAGAAAAUUUGUAUUUUAUGUUGUUGUUAGUUUAAAAGGUAAUUUCACACAUGCUGGAAUAGUGUAAUUAUCCUAGAAUUCCAAGUAGAAAAAUAAGAUGUUUGUUGACUUUGAAUACAAUAAUUUUAAUAUACUUUUUAAACAUUGAGAAGAAUGUUCAUGUUAACUCUUUUUACAUUACAAAAGGCUUUUGAGGGUGCGUAAGUCUGAAACUGCUCUUACGAACUUUAAUAGAAUAGUUAGGUAAUAGAAAAACACAUAAAAAUAAAGCAAUGUUGCCUUAAUUUUAAAAGCUGCUGUUUUAGAACUUGACUAAGUGCCCCUAAAGUGGCUGUUAUUAGGGACCACAAAUUUAUAUCUUCAUUAAGUAUCAAGUGACCAUUUUCUUUUUUGUACUUUAGAAUAUUUUUGGUGAAUUAUUUUGUUGUAGGUAAGGAAAAAUUCUAAAGACAUUCCCCCUUUUCUUAAAAAAUGGAAACAUUCAAGUGAGACUUGACAGGAAUAAUAUGAAAUUUAAGUAGAUCCCCAAUAUUUUGGAAUUCCAAAAUAGCAAUAAAAUUCUCUUUUGUUUUCUAGCAUGGGAUCAAGUACUUGAGAUUAGUACUUCAGAGUACUGAUCUUAUAAAAUUUAGUACUUCAAUUAAUAUUAAACUUAAAAAGUAAACCAUACCCCAAAUUAUAUAUUGGAUUGCAUUUUGGGGUCCUAGGUUAUAAGUUUUUAAAAAUAAUAGUACUUGAAAUUACAGAUGUUAUUAUAAUUACAGUCAACUUUAUAUUAUCAGGCCAAUUAAAGGAGAGCAUGACAGAGAAAAUCAUUUAUAUUUGAUUUUAAAAUUUAUUUUUGUACUUUAUUUUGAAUAUCAGUAUGUCUGACAUUCUUGGAAUUUGCAGCACCAUGUGAUUUAAAUUGAAAUGAGCCUGAUAUGAAGAUGUGAUUAUAGAGAAGCAGAAGCUUUGUUCUUUUCUUCAAGCUCAAAAUCGGUAACAUCACUAGUUGGACCAAACUGAGUAAUUUGUGCUCUUGACGUUUUGUUUUUUAAGCUUAUUGUCUAGUGUAGAAAGUAUUUUUGUGUAGAAAUUAUUUCCUGAAGGUUAAAUUAGCAUGUAAGACAGACCUGUAGUUCUUGCGUCCUUUACGUCUUUCUCUUGGUCUUCAUGGAUGUGAUGAAUGAGAAUUCUGCCGCCUUAAUAGAGUUCAUUGGAAACCUGUGUUCUCCUACCUCCUCUGACCCUCCAUGAGCUCAGUUUUGAGAUAAUGGAAAAUUGACUGGAAAUUCAAAACUCCAACUACUAUCUUUUAGAUAAAUACUAUUAAUUAAAAUGUGCCUUUUGAAGAUAUGUUUGAAAAGAAAGGAAAUAAGUUGCUGUGAUGUGAGUUCUUUCAUAAAACAGUUUUUUCAGUAUUUUGAGAAUUGCCAUAUUAAUUUUUAUAAUGGAAAAUUUAGUAGAUUACUACUGUUUUAUAUCCUAAAAUUAAAAUAGUGUGAAAAUGUUUUUAAAUGGUCUGACCAUGCCAGAAAAAUAAAGUUGAAAUAUUUAAGAUACAAUUACAAGUCAGAGUAUAUUGGUUGUAUUUUGUAAACGUUCAUGAACUUAAUUCUUAUUUAAAUAUUGUGGUUUUUUCCAAUGGUUAUAUUUAUAGUCAAACAUAAUAGACUAAAGGUAAUAAAAAUCACUGUUUUAAGGUUA